ACAUGCACUUCCUCAUUGGCAGUGAUCGCGUCCGCACAGACACCCGCGACGCCUGCGACAGAAGUAACACACCACAGGUUUCGUUUCUAUUUCUUCUCUGAGCCUCGCAGAUGUCGAAGCCUCCCCCCAAGCCGGCCAAGCCAGGCCAAGUCAAGGUGUUCCGAGCACUGUUCAACUUUGACCCCAGAACGGCAGAAGAGCUGUUCUUUGAAGAAGGAGACUUCUUGUACAUCUCUGACACGAGCGACAGCAACUGGUGGAAGGGGACAUGUCGAGGACGGACGGGACUCAUUCCAAGUAACUAUGUGGCUGAGCAGGCGGAGUCUAUCGACAACCCGAUGCACGAAGCGGCCAAACGAGGCAAUCUGAGCUGGCUGAGGGAGUGUGUGGAGAACAAGGUUGGAAUCAACGGGCUGGAUAAAGCGGGCAACACUCCCCUCUACUGGGCGUGCCACGGAGGACACACAGAUGUGGUGGAGGUGUUGCUCAGCCAGCCCAACGUGGAGCUCAACCAGCAGAAUAAACUCGGGGACACGGCUGUGCACGCUGCUGCGUGGAAGGGUUAUUCUGACAUCGUGGAAAUGUUGCUGAACAAGAAUCCGAGGACGGACAUCAGGAACAACGAGAACAAGCUGGCCCUGGAGAUGUCCACCAACCCGAUGUGUGCUUCGCUCAUCAAGAAGAAGCAGGGAGGCAAUAUCACACGCACACUCAGCAAUGCUGAAGAGUAUUUGGACGACGAGGACUCGGACUGAGCUGGUCCUGUCGAAACACCGUCCCGGUCUUACUGUUUGGUUUUUUUGGGGGGGGGGGGGGGCCCGUGGAGUCGUGGAGCUCAGAGAAAUU
Messenger RNA from Pseudoliparis swirei, 846 nucleotides. RefSeq names its product osteoclast stimulating factor 1 (gene ostf1). Gene Ontology annotation, biological process: signal transduction. The coding region runs from base 111 to 755 and encodes 214 amino acids. NCBI's taxonomy places the organism in Eukaryota, Metazoa, Chordata, Actinopteri, Perciformes, Liparidae. Gene Ontology annotation, molecular function: protein binding. The record is from RefSeq and is a predicted model, not a curated record. The transcript has 10 exons.